Drosophila hydei is the source of this 1293-nucleotide messenger RNA. Its product is annotated as enkurin. The transcript is spliced from 2 exons. The coding region runs from base 169 to 1098 and encodes 309 amino acids. NCBI's taxonomy places the organism in Eukaryota, Metazoa, Arthropoda, Insecta, Diptera, Drosophilidae. Gene Ontology annotation, cellular component: acrosomal vesicle. The record is from RefSeq and is a predicted model, not a curated record. Gene Ontology annotation, molecular function: calmodulin binding.
AAGUGUUUUGAAACUAGGCAACGUUGAAUUUAGUUACAUACAGAUAUUUUUAAUUACAAGCUAGCACUACAAAUAUAUUUUCAGUAAAAUACAGAUUUCGCCAGAUUAUCAUAUAUAUACAUAUAUAUUCAAGCGCAAAAAGGAAGUCAUUUUGUAAGGACUCAAGUCAUGUCGCUGGUCUACAUAACACAUCAUAAUGAGAAUAUUUUUGAUUUGGAGCGGGCGCCCGAGAAGCCGCCGGAAAAUCGUCCAGUAGUCAAUAGUACGUCCACAAAAGCAGCUGCAUAUGCUAAGGAGCGGCGUGAUCGUCUAAAUAUAGAGCGCAAGAAGCAUGAUGUUAUCUUGCUAAAGGGAGGCGUCCGCUUGCUCACCGAUGCCAAGAAGGCAUAUCAUCGCACCAUGGGCUGUGCCAAUGUGCCGCUCGAUCCGCCGUGCGCCUUCUUGCGCAAGAAUCAGGGUGUCAAAUGGCGUCGCGAGAAUUUGCACGUGUGCCCCAAAAGUGACAACAUGCCACCUCUGCCGCCGAUGGGCAAAAAGGUUACAAAACCGGACAUGGUGCCGAAUUUUGUUAACCGUAAUAAGAUUUGUGCAAGUAGCUUCGUGCGCUGUCCGCCGCCUCCACGCUAUGUGGACACACCCGGCGGCACACGCCAGAAUUUGUUGAACUCGGGCAUGGUGCCGCAGUAUGUGUGCCGCAAGGACUUUGGGAAGGUCCCCGUUUACAUACAGAAGACCAAAGCUAUGCUCAAAGAGGCACACACCAUCUGCUGUAAGGAACGGGCACGUCUCAUGGAGGUUUGCGGCGGCACGAAGCUGACAGAAUCAUUAACCGAAAUGACGCAACCAGCACGUGCCGAUGGAGCACCGCCUGAGAUGCCAGGCAUGCGCGUAAUGGAUCAAGAGGAGCGUAAUGAAAUACUUGUGGGUCUUCGCGCUCAUCUGAAUGAGAUGACCAAGAAUUAUCAGUCGAUGCCCUUGCUGAUUGACAGCGAGAACAAGCGUCAGCGCAAGGGCAAGUUGGAGAGUGACUUGCGACAGCUCGAGCAGGAUAUGCUGCUGCUCGAGACCAGUCCCAUUAUCUAUGUUUCACUGUAUUAAGUUAUGUUGCUUAACUAGACAAACAUGCACUUAUAAUCUACGUUCGAAUAAAAUUUAACGGGCAUAUUCUAGAUUUCGACACCUGAUCAAACCGCACAGAUUCAACGAGAAAAUUGGAAAAAGAAAACAGCUUGAAGCUUGCGGCAUUGAUUUGGUAUUGAAAUUUAGAGAGGCACUGUUCAAGUUUAUGCAUCC